Molecule: messenger RNA, 213 nt
Organism: Penicillium verrucosum
Lineage: Eukaryota; Fungi; Ascomycota; Eurotiomycetes; Eurotiales; Aspergillaceae
Exons: 2
Coding region: 1-213 (70 amino acids)
Source: RefSeq, a predicted model, not a curated record
AUGCGGCCGAGGGUAGUCGAUGACGAUGAUUGGAUUGGCAUGGGACGGGUGGACUAUCAGCUGCAGGAGAAGCGCGGACUGGCAAACCCAGCGCCUGCAACCAUGGCCCGCAGUGCGCCAGGCAACAAACACGCUUUGACCUUUUGUGCUUCAGAGUCACCGUUCCAAAAUAUAUUAGUCUCGUCAGCUAAGGCCGAAGAGAAGAUUAGGUAA